Messenger RNA from Williopsis jadinii, 675 nucleotides. It is a transcript of the gene ACM1, whose product is annotated as Acm1p. The transcript has a single exon. Bases 1 to 675 code for a protein of 224 amino acids. NCBI's taxonomy places the organism in Eukaryota, Fungi, Ascomycota, Saccharomycetes, Phaffomycetales, Wickerhamomycetaceae. The record is from RefSeq and is a predicted model, not a curated record.
AUGCUUUCAAGAACUCCCUCACCGGCUAAGAGGCAGGCUCUCUCUUCCAAAGACUCAAACAGCUUGAGCUCACAGAAGAAGGGUCUUGUGCGGACGACGCUCGGUUCAAGAUCCCCUUCGAAGUCUCCUAAUAAGUCUCCUAACAAGUCUCCUUCUAAGUCUCCUUCUAAGUCCCCAACACGGUCGCCAACCAAGUCUCAACAGCAGGUGAUAGACGGAGGGCUGUUUACCAAGCCUGUGCCAAAGCUGGGCUUCAAGAUCUUUGAAGAUGCUACUGAUUAUACAAAUGUCCAACGUAUUGCUACUGCCAGUAUCUGUGAUGAGAAUGACGUUGUGCUGGACAAGGAGAACAGAACUCCAUGUCGCGAGGUGAAACGUCACAAGAGAGCUCCAAUGAAAGAUUUGAACAUCGCUCAGUUCCCAUCGUAUAUCCACUACCACGCUCACAACAGCAGACUGGGGGACGGGGCUACUGGUACCUAUUUGCUAGAUACAAAGUGGACUGGAGAUGGCAAGAUUGUGAUACCAAGCUAUGUCACUCCCCCAAGGAAGGACAGAGUACGGUACAUAACCAUGGGCACCAACAAUGCUUCCGUCAAGAGAUCUCACAGCGAAACAGAUCUACAAAAGGAUAAAGCUGUCAAGAGACUAGUAUUUAGCAUUCACGAUGAUUAA